AUGCUUAGGGCAACAUAUGAACAUAUUAUUCAUGUAGAGUCAUUUAAAAAUAUUGAUCUCUUCAAUCAAGGACUGUAUUACUUAAGAUUUAUGAUCAAAUCAAAUGGAGAAUAAGCUACUCCUUAUAAUUAUUUUGAAACCAAUAAUAAUAAGAAAAAAGAAUCUUGGCAACCAAGUCAGAUUGAUGAACAAUACUUUUAAACUAGAACAUUUAUGAUACGAUUCCAAGAAGAGGAAGUAGAGAUAGAUGAAAGCUGCAUUUUUAAAAUUGAAGUAUCCGCAUCACCACAUUAUGAACAUGAAUUCAAAUUAGUAUGUGAAUUGAUGUGUGCAGAUUUAGCCAAAAUUGGAGGUCCUCCAAAUGAAGAAUCUCUUUUUAAGUGCGUAGCUACUUUCUAAGGACGAAUCUGUAAUUCUUAUAAGGGAGUUCAUGAAUAUGUUCCAAUCAUGUUUGAUACCAAUCAUUUUUGUUAGGUUCACUGUACUGUGAAUUCUAAUCUUCAAGAUUUUAAAUUCAGACUAAGUGAAUUUCAAAAGGCAAAUAGCUCCAGAAUAUUAAUUCAGCCAAAAACAUUUACAGAGUUCCUUCAUAAACACACUAGCAAAUUUACUAAGAGUCAAGAAUUCUUUGAUUACUAUAUUGGAUAAUUGAGAUUAACUAGUGAAUCACUGUAAUAAUAAGUGGCUAAGCUUUGUGGUUAAUUAAAAUUAUAUGAGGAAUUAUCUAAGUUACCUACUAUUCCUAAAUUCUCGUAUAUCCAAUAUCAGGAAUCUUCCAUUAUAAAAGAGAACAUUAAUACAAAAGGUAAUAUGCUAAUUUCAGAUGUUCUAAAUUUAAAGAAUAUUAGAGAUUAAAACCUGUUAUCUACUCUCAUCGAAAAUGAUAUAAAUCAAUAUUCCUCUGUUCUUUUUGAAUUACAAAACAUACUCAUUAAUAUCAUUUAAAACAAUUCAAAAUAAUAUAGAAUAUUAUUGCAAUAAGACUAUCAAGUUAAAAUAAAAGAUAAAUGGGGAGAAACCUAUUUUAGAGAAGUUAUUAAAUGUAAUUCCUUUUCCAAUGGCACUUUAUGUCAGAAAUAGCAUCAAGAUGUUAGUGAUCAAAUUAGAAAAAAACCUAUUAUCAUGGAAUAAUAAUUGGAUAUUAUAGAUGAGAAUCUAUUCUCUGAUUAAAAGUAGGCAACUGUGCUAUUCGAAGAAAUCUAUCAGAUUAGUUAACCCUUAGUUUAAUAGGAAUAACUCUUGCACUUAAUUGUUUUAGUGCAUGGAUUUCAAGGAAAUUCUUUGGAUAUGAGAUUGAUUAAGAAUAAUCUUUAAUUAGAAUAUCCAAAUCAUCACUAUUUAAUGAGUAGAGCAAAUGAAGAUCUGACUGAUGGAAAUCUCGCUGAUAUGGGUUAGAAUCUAGCUUAGGAAGUCAAAUAAUACCUCUUAGAUUGGAUCAAAACUAAUCCUUUUCGUAUCAGUUUUCUUGGUCAUUCCAUGGGAGGAGUUAUUGUUAGAGCAGCAUUGCCGCAUUUGAGUGAAUUCAAGGUCAAUAUGAAUACAUAUAUAUCAUUAUCAAGUCCACAUCUAGGAUACGGUUAUAAUAACAGUUUACUUAUUGAUGCAGGAUUAUGGUUCCUAAAAAGAAUGAGAAAAUCAGUCUCCUUAUAAUAAUUAGCUAUGACUGAUGCUGAGUAAAUUGAAAACACAUUUCUUUAUCAGUUAUCAAGAUAGGAGGGUUUAAAUUGGUUCUAGAACAUUCUAGUUGUAAGUUCAGCUUAAGAUUCAUAUGUUCCUUUUGAAAGUGCUAGAAUAUCCAAGAACUUUGAAAGAAGUGAUUAAAACUCUCGAAAAUAUGAGAAAAUGGUUGAUAACAUUUUUAAAGGAAUGAGAGCAACAUAAGUGAGAAGAUUAGAUGUUAACUUCGUUUUAAAUGAAAAUCGAACCAUUGAUAAUAUGAUUGGAAGGUCUGCCCAUAUUAUGUUUCUAGAAAAUUAAUAACUAUUAAGGAUGCUGGUAACUUGUGUAGAUGGUGUUUUCAAUUGA
Molecule: messenger RNA, 2025 nt
Organism: Paramecium tetraurelia
Lineage: Eukaryota; Ciliophora; Oligohymenophorea; Peniculida; Parameciidae
Exons: 3
Source: RefSeq, a predicted model, not a curated record